Messenger RNA from Xenopus tropicalis (tropical clawed frog), 3919 nucleotides. Its product is annotated as carboxypeptidase O. Gene Ontology annotation, cellular component: apical plasma membrane; plasma membrane. The transcript is spliced from 13 exons. Gene Ontology annotation, molecular function: metallocarboxypeptidase activity; zinc ion binding. Lineage: Eukaryota; Metazoa; Chordata; Amphibia; Anura; Pipidae. The record is from RefSeq and is a predicted model, not a curated record. The coding region runs from base 227 to 1702 and encodes 491 amino acids. Gene Ontology annotation, biological process: proteolysis.
AUGGAUGCUGGCAUGUCUCUGUUUUACAGAUGCCUUAGCACAGCAUCUAUACCAGCUACUGUUCACACAGAACUGGAUAGGAUCCAUGAAACAGACUGGAAACUGAUUUAUGCUGCAUGAGCUUGUGUGAUUUGGGCAUAAUGGGCAUCAUUCAGGCAUACUCUAGGGAGCCUACUGAUGUGCUGACAUCAGCCUUCCGUGCAUCGUAGCUAACUGGCAUACUAAAAUGGAGACCAGCACAGAUGACUGUGGGCAGCUGGCUCUCGCCAGCUCUAGCAGAGCAAAGAACAGAUUGAAGAGAAAGAAGUUGAAAGCAAAGGACAACUUCAGCUGCCACAAAAUGCAUCAUCUCUGGAUUGUCUGGACUUUUGGAACUCUGACUUUGCAGGUGUGUUGCACUGGAACAGAGUAUGAUGGGGGCAACAUUUUAGAGAUUACCCCAGAAAGUGAGAAACAAGUGCAGUGCUUACAGAAUAUCCUUCAGUCCUGGCUGCUAGAUCUUUUGAAGCCUUUGCAGCCUGAAGACAUCAAUGUCAAGACUACAGUGCAUGUCAGGAUCCCAUCCACUGCUUUACAGCUCGUGAAAGAGGACCUGCUUCAUUGUUCACAAUCUUUGGAAAUUCUGACUGGCAAUGUGAAAUACAUAGAGGAAGACAAAAUAGAUACCAAAGAAACCAGGAAGACCAUCAAUGAAUAUAACUACACCACAUAUCAUCCAAUGAAUGAGAUUUAUGACUGGAUAAAUGGCAUAGCAAAAAAGCACAGUCAGUUUGUGACACAACAUCUUUUGGGUUUAACUUAUGAGUCAAGACCGAUGCAGUACCUAAAGAUCAGUCAGCCGUCUGAAAAUCAUAAAAAGAUUGUUUGGAUAGAUUGUGGAAUCCAUGCAAGGGAAUGGAUUGCGCCAGCAUUCUGCCAAUGGUUUGUGAAAGAGCAGAUUGUACAGAAUUAUCAAAAUGAUCAAAGGAUUAGAAAAAUCCUCCAGAAUUUAGACAUAUACGUCUUGCCAGUUCUCAAUAUUGAUGGGUAUAUCUACUCGUGGACAAAAGAAAGGCUCUGGAGAAAAAAUCGUUCUCAAUAUGGGAAUGGAACCUGCUAUGGAGUGGACCUUAACCGCAACUUUAAUGUAUCAUGGUGCACUCAUAGAUCAUCCACAAAUUGCAGUUCCAACUCCUUCUGUGGAAGUUCACCUGUUUCAGAACCAGAGACCAGGGCAGUGGUAGAGUUUGUGGAAAGCAGAAAGGCAGAUAUUGUUUGCUUCCUAACAAUGCACUCAUACAGCCAACUCAUCCUGACUGCUUAUGGAUACUCUACAGGGCUAUCAAGGAAUUAUAAUGAAAUAUUCAAAGUAGCUGAAAUGGCAGCAUCAGCCAUGGAAAAAAUACAUGGUACAAAGUACAGGGCUGGUCCAUUUUCCAAACUCCUAUAUGAAGCUUCUGGAACAUCCCAAGACUGGGUUCAUGAUCUAGGCAUAGACUUCUCCUUCACCUUUGAACUGAGAGAUAAUGGUAGCCACAAGUUUACUUUGCCUGAGGACCAAAUACAACCAACCUGUGAAGAGACUAUGGCUGGUGUGAUGACCAUUAUAGAAUAUGUCAAUGAAAAAUACUUUCCAAACAAGGCUUCGACCACUGUUUUUAAUUGUUGGAUAAAUAUCCUUAUUUUCAACACAUUUAUGCAAGUUUCAGUUUUAUUUUUCUAACAUUUCAAAAGGAAAUAUUAAUCUUUUCCAGGUUGUCUACUCACAUCCUUCCUCCAUGCUAUUUUGCAUAAUACCCAUAAAUUAAAUCAAAUUACUCAAGAGGAUGGUGUUCUGGGAGAAAUAACUUUACUUUACAACAAUAAGCUGGGUUUUCAAUUGUUUCUAUUUAAAGGGUCAACAUAUCUCCAUUUUUAACAUGAGUUCAAUAAAUAUAGCUUGUGAUAAUAUAAACAUAUUUCUUGCCUGUUGAUUUAAUCAAAAGAAAUCUAUGUUUUUGUUAUUUCUUGACCUAAGCAAGGCAAAGAGUUUAGGCAAAAAGAAAAUUAAACCUACUCCAUGUGUGAUUUUUGCAAGAUAGAUAAUUAAAUUACCAGUGCACAGAUAAACAGAAGUCAGUUUUAUAGGGGGUUGAAUUAUUCAGACUUUGUAAAAAUAAAAUGGAAUCAAUCAAGCCACCUUUUGAUCAAGUCUACCACCUCUGGAUUCCAGAUCUCAAUGAAGAUGUGGGAGGAAGCCAUAGACACUGCCUAUAAUUUAUUAAUCCCAAUAAAAGACAGAUUUAUACAAUACAAGUUUCUCUAAAUUGAUAUAACCCCUCUUAAGCUGAAAAGGUUUGGCAAAAAACAGGAUAACCUGUGUCCCUGAUGUAAAUCCCCAGGUGCUAACUUUAUUCAUAUGAUUUGUAUUGUCCCCCUAUAAAAGAAUUGUGUGCUUCUGUAAUGGAGGUCCUGGCCGCUGAACUGGGUACACCACAAAUUGCUGACCCCCUGCUCUGCUUACAAGGGGAAAAAGACCACAUACUACCCACCAGUGUCACCAGAAUUCAGGUGCGAUUCCCUCAUGUUCUACAUCAAGAAGGCGGUGAUAAUGCACUGGAAGGGAGAUAACCCCCCUCCAUAACUUUCUGGAGGCAACUAGUAGACAUGCACUGCUGUUUAUUAAAGGCAAACUAAAGCUUAACUAAAGAAUUUGGCUAGAAAUGUUAUAAACUAUGUUUUGGGCUCUUGUUCCAGCACAAGCCAACCACUGACUUUUUUGCACUGAAGAUCUGUGCCCCCAAGAUGCCCCAAUAGCUCCCCAUCUCCUUUUCUUCUAAUUCACUGCACAUACUCUGUGCUACUGUCAGUUACUGAGCUUAGGGACAAAUUCACAAUAUACUGUAUAUAUAGAAUAUAAAUGUCACAAUAUAAGACUGAUUAGUAAAUAAUAUGGAUUAUUACUGCAUGACCAAAAGCAAUUAUCAGAAAUGAAUAAUCAACCCCGCAGCAUUAUUUUCUGCUUGAUAUUUGCAAUGACCCCUGUGGCAACUCUGAGGUACUGAAUCAUUACAACUGUAGAGAUGCUGAACCUUUAGGCUGGGUCAAUGAGUUCAUUAUAUACAAUAUGACAUUUCUAGCCAUAUUAAUUUUUAGGGUUUAGUUCUCCUUUAAAUUAAUGUUCAAAAUAAGGGUAGCCAAUUUCAGUUUGACAAGGUGUGGGUUGCUUGGUGUAAUCCAGACUUUCUGGAGCUGUAAUCCUUUCUUUCAGGGUGUACGUGACCUGCAUCUCACAGUUAUAGAAUCCUUCUGUGUACUUAAGCACCUGCUACAAUGAGCAAUAAUAUUCUGCUGUCUGUUCUAGACUGUGGUUGAGCCAGAACCUAUCAAUUCUACUGUACAUGAUAGUGACUGUUCAUUGUUCUAUAAUUUGUCUUGUUUUGUCUGCUUUGUUUUGGGUAAAAUCAAUAAAACUUACCUUUAAAUACAGGGGGAUGGUCUGUGCCCUGGAAUUCUAAUUAUAUAGAUCAGAUGUGGUUUUGCAGAACAAUUUAGUUAUUUAUGUAUGCAUCAGAUAUAAGUGAAAGGGUUGCAGAAUUGUGCCCCCUAGCUAACCAAUAAAUACACCUUGUUUGUGUAGCUAUAUCCUGAGUGCACACAGCAUUCUAAUGGUCUAAAUUCUAUUUUGAUAUUAGUUGCUAUACUUCCUCCAAAUGAGUUUGCCGAAGAUGUUAUCAUGCUCCUUAUUCAUUUUUCUUUUAUGUUUUGAUUGUGUUUUGGGUUCUUUUUUAAUUUGUGAUGUCAAUUGAUCAGUUGUUUUGCUGUUUAAAACAUGUACUUCCUUCUCUGUUUAUGCCUAUGAUUAAGUUCACAUGUGCAGGAAACGCGUCAGGCGUAUUCAUUUUAAAGAGAUGAAUAAAGUUGAGAUUUAAAGGACAUCUUAUGACAUUCUGAUGUGUGA